Molecule: messenger RNA, 813 nt
Organism: Cetraspora pellucida
Lineage: Eukaryota; Fungi; Glomeromycota; Glomeromycetes; Diversisporales; Gigasporaceae
Source: the annotation of a GenBank genome assembly
CUUCAUAAUAAUCCACCAAAUCAAAUAAACAUAGCUGAUGCUAGAUGUUUACCAGCAUAUCUUGAAAGGCAUAUGAUGGUUCUUAAGAAUGCAAAUACAGGAGAUUUUGACAAUGCAGUCAAGUGUAAUAUUUUAAAAUCUAUGAUAGAAGUAGCAGACAAUAAUGCACAAGUUUUAGGAUUUCUUAAAAGUUAUUUAACAGAGUGUGGGCAAAAUUUGAGUGGAAGGAUCUCAGAAAAAUCAAUUACCCCAGCUUCUCAACAGCAAGAGCAUACAAUUUCUUUAGAAAAUAUACAAAAAGCAGUCCAAAAUGCACUAGUGCAACAAAAAACUAAAAACCAGACAUUAAUAAAGAAAGUUACAGAAUUAGAAUCUCAAAUGGCUAAGCAAACUGCUCCUCAAACUGUUGAACCAGUUAAACAGCCAAAAGGUAUAUUUAGUACAGAAGAUUUAGAGAGAAAUUAUCCUAUAAAGCCUUUUCAAAAACCUUAUAAUUAUGAGGAUGAUAAAGGUGAAUAUAAUGAGGAAGAAAAUAGAUGGCAUGCUCUAUCUCAGUUAGAAAAAAAAACAAGUACUACUGAUAAGCCUUCUGACUUUGCUAUAAAGGGCAAUUUCAAACAUAUAUCUGAAUCAUUAGAAUGGUAUAUAGAUGUGCCAAUUAGUGUAAAGGACAAAGAUGAUAAGAUUGUUAUGUCUACUGGAAAUUUUGCUCAUAUUAAUAAUGGUGAAUCUGAGCCAAUGCUAUGCAUAGGGGUUAGUAAACCAGAGCAACAAACAUUAGAUAUGCAUAAUGGUGAAGACUUAAAAAUAUGA